Molecule: messenger RNA, 6296 nt
Organism: Rhagoletis zephyria (snowberry fruit fly)
Lineage: Eukaryota; Metazoa; Arthropoda; Insecta; Diptera; Tephritidae
Gene: IntS1
Product: integrator complex subunit 1
Biological process (GO): U2 snRNA 3'-end processing
Cellular component (GO): integrator complex
Source: RefSeq, a predicted model, not a curated record
AUGGAUCGUGGUAAAAGUGCCAAUAAUGCACGAGGGCAGAAAAAAGUCGCCGGCCCAAUGGGAAAUGAGUUCUUCCCAUUGGGUGCCAAAGGGAACAGAGACGAUUCUAAAAAAAUAGCACCUUGUAAAGGAAGCUCUUGCAUUCCAGAUCGUAAAAGGGAAGCUAAUACGUCGAUUUCAAAUGCAAAUAAAAAGCCAAAGAUUUCACGCAGUGAAGAAAUUAUAGGGGGGACCAACAUUCAUGGCUCCUGGGACCAGUUUGCAAUUGAUUGUGAGCCUACAGAUCUAAUAAAUGCAAUAAAAAAAAUCUCCGACCCUAUUGAUGAAAGCUUAUUGCGUAUAAUAUGUGGCUCAAUAAAGCAUUUGAUGGAGCCGUAUACACGGUUAAAAUUUGACCAUGUCUUGUACUUGGCUUUAUUAUACUUGGCCAAGGUAAAGCCAAAUAUUUUCAGUGAAGAUAUUUUCAGCUCUGCGCUUAUGUACAUGCUGCGCAGGGAUGUGAACCUUAAAUGUAAGCAAAGUUCAAAUUCACACGCGAUUGCAUCUAAUCUUUUAACUAAGGCUUAUUAUGAAAAAAAAAACUGGCCUGAGCUUUUUAUGCAAAUAUACAUAGAAGAUGCAAUUAAUGAACGUACAUGGGCAGAUAAUGAUUUCUGCAUGCCGUAUAUAAAAAACAUAUGUUUUGUGUUUAACACAAACAUUCCUGCAGUCAAUGCGGAACACUUGGCUUUCGGCGUAACAACUGCGCAGCAACAUCGGGAUGUGUUAUGUUUAGAAGAUGAUUCCGGCGAUGGAAGCUCCAAUACUAUAGAAUCUAUUGGUUUAGGAAUGGAUACUGAUUCACCGUUUUUAAUUUUAAAUCGUUUUGCUGAUAUUGAAAAUAUUGUUGAAAAAAUGGUAAUCGAUGCAAUUAAGGAACAAUUGAAUAAGAGACAACAAACGGACUGGUAUACAAGGAACUUUUUAAAAUUCCUUUGCUCAACCGCCGGUGUAAGUGAAGUUCGUUAUCUUUGUAUUACACGCCUGGAGUUAUGGAUUCAUAACGGAAAGCUGGUAAAAUAUGCACAACAGCUAUUAUAUUAUAUAUGCUUUAACGUAAAGGACACGAAUAUUAAAGAUCAAGAAGUUUUGGCAAUACUCGUAAAAAUUCGAUUGAAAACGAAACCUACACUAAAUUUUUUUAUGAUGUGUAUAAAAGAAAUGAUCACACAGCAUUCCAAUGUACUCAAGUUAAUACUAAAACUGGUAGUUCAAAAUGAACUUUCAAACACAAGGAACCCAAAUAAUAUGGGAAUGCUUGCUACAAUGUUUCAAACAUCUCCGGAACAAUCAUCGCAACAUCUUGCCGAGAUUUAUAAAGAAUUUCUAUUGCAACGCGAAGACUGUUUACGUACUUUAAGGGUAUUUUUACGAGAAUUGGUUCGUGUGCUUCGUUAUGAUAUGAACAUUGUAAGAUUCUGUAAAGCGUUUAUGAAUGAACGAAUUGAUUUGAUAGAACAAGUUGAACGCUCCGAAUUCAGAGAUAGAAUAUUUCAUUCAAUGGUGGAUAUAAUAUGCCUUUGCAUGCUAUUAUCUGUUUCACCACAGAUACGUGAAGCAUGCAUUGUAUUACGUUCCAACAAGGAAAUGAAACAUAAUCCGCUUUUACUGAAUUUUUAUUCACAAAUGUCUCAAAUCCAAUUGGAAGCCAUUUCUUGGAUGUAUGAAACAGUUCCAAAUCUUUUCAAAAUUCAAACUUUGGAAUAUAGCCAAGCUCUACACAAAAUAUUACUCUUGGACAGUCCUGAGCAGUAUUCAAGAUGCGAUCAGUGGCCUUCUGAACCAGAGCGGGCAGCGCUUUUAAGAAUUGCCUCCGAAACACCAGUGCUGGAAGAUACGCUUUUACGAAUUAUACUUAUCGGUAUAACUAAAGAUAUACCUUUAACUAUUCCUGAAACGAUAGAUGUGAUAAUGAUGGUUAUUAAAAGAGCAUCAACAAUGAGAAUUCCGAAUUUUCCCGCAGUGCAAGCCAACAAAUAUGAUGUUAUAGACUUUUUAUUCAAUAUGGUAGAAUAUCACUAUCCGGAAAAUAUAAGUUUACCAUUAGGUUAUGCUCCUCCAAAGCUUGCUAUCACAGUUUUAUAUUGGAAGGCAUGGAUCAUAAUGCUUAUGAUUUCCGCCCAUAACCCAUCGACUUUCGGAGCGUUUUGUUGGAAGCAUUAUCCCACGAUGAAACUUUUGAUUGAAAUGUGUAUUACUAAUCAAUUUGCCGAGCAGCAUGCAGGAAAAGAAGAAUUACAGCUGGUUUCACUGGAAAGAGAACAAAUUCUGCAGUUGGAGUCAUAUUUAGCAGCGCAAACUUCCCAAGCUAUUAUAACUGAGGAUAAUGCAAUAUUAAUCUCUCAGUUAAUACUUAUGGAUCCAAUGGGACAAGUUCGAAAAAUUCCUAAUAACGUAUUAGAGCAAGUAAAGGGACUUAAUAAAACUUUAAAGUUGGGAUAUCUUUUAUGUCGCUGUCGUAGACCCGAUUUACUGCUUGACAUAAUUCAACGGCAAGGUACAACUAAGUCGAUGCCUUGGCUUUCAGACCUGGUUCAAAGUAGCGAAGGCGACUUUAGUCAUCUUCCGGUACAAUGCUUAUGCGAGUUUUUGUUAUUUAACCCCAACUUAAUAAAUGAAGAAAACUCCCGGGAUGUGGAAUUGGUUUCCUACCUAAGAAACCUAGUAACGGAAGAAAAUGCUGAGAAAAAAACAGUUUGUGAAGUUUUAGACUAUAUAUUUCGCCGACUAUCAUCAACAGUAAAACAAUCGCGCAUCGCUGCAAUAUCCGGUCUUAAAAUUAUUUUUAAUGACAACACUCAACAAAAUGAUUGGUUAUUAAAAUCAAUUCCACAGAUUAGGUGUUUUAGAGAAGCUUUAUCUUUUAUGAUACCUCAAUUAAGAUCUGCAUGUCAAGUUGAAAAUACCCCAGCUCUGGUAAUGUCUUAUAUUCAAUUUGUAGCAGCACAUACUAUAAACGAUGGAGUCAUUGACAUGCUAGACCAUGUUAUUGAUAUGGCACAGUUGAUUGUAGAGCGAAGUACCAUGUUUCAGCAUAUUAUACCUGCAACUGGAGAUUUGUUACUUGGAUACAACAAUGACAACCUCGCUGAAUGCAGAUUUCAAACGCUCAAAUGUCUGUUUGUUAUGUUCAAUAAUUACAUAAUAAGACUGAGAGAACACCGAGAGCCAUAUGAAUGGACGGAAUACCCUGACUUACUUAUGGUUCAGUUCGAAGAUGGUGCGCAAUUGCCUUUGCAUUUAAACAUAAUACAUGCCUUCAUAAUUCUGCUGACUCAGUCUAGUAGUCAAAUGAGCGAAUCUCUUCCUAUUCUGGACUAUUGGUUUCCUCCUGGGGGACGACCCCCGUCUGGAUUUUUACCGAACAUGCCUCAUGAGUCAGUUCAGCUAUUGCCUGAUUGGUUAAAGCUAAAAAUGAUUCGCUCCUCCGUUGAUCGUUUGAUUGAAGCCGCUUUGUUAGACCUUUCUCCCGAUCAAAUAGUUUUGUUUGUACAAAAUUUCGGAACACCAGUAAUUUCAAUGUCAAAGUUAUUGGCCCUUUUAGAUCACGCCGUUAACGAAGAACUAGAACUAGUAAAAAAUGCAAUACUUAACAAAGCUUAUUUAGCACAACUUAUUGAAAUUCAGCAAAAGCGUGGAGCUAAAAAUGGUCAUUUUACUGUAAAAGCUCUUGAAUUAUAUUCUCAUUCUCAAACAGUUCCUGACCAUUCAAGACAAAGUGAAAUUAUUCUAAGCCACCUCAAUUUGCACAAAAACUUCCAGUCAAUAAAUCUUACUACAUGCUACUAUAGAGGUAGUAUAGACAUUGAAGAGAUAAUUGGAAAUGCCUUAAGAAUUUCACAUUACCAUUACAAAAACAUUAACCAAUUUCGAAAGUUAAUUCAACAUUUUCUUUCUAGAGGAAGCUGUUUUUCAAAAAACCGGAAAGAAGUUAUCAUGAGUCAUUUGAAAAGGGGAUGGUUAUGCGUUUUACGAAUCAUAGACCAGUGUAACCAUUCAAUAUCUCAAGAAUUAACGUCGCAAGUAAAACAUAUUUGUACACUACUAAGAGUUCUAAUAAAAGAAAAAGGCUUAGCUUCAGAUGAUUUUGAUCUUAUAAUAGGUAAGCUUUACGAAUUCGAGUCUUUAUGGAAAACUACUUGUCUUAAUUCAAAACGAAAUAUCCGCAUGUACAUUAAAAGUUUAUUUAUUAUCAUAACUAGAAGGGAAAUUCAGGGUCUUCAAAAACCUUCAGAACAAUAUGAAAAAGAUGAAAGCAAUCAAAUAUUAUCUGAAACCCAAAAGUUAUUCGGUAUCAAAAGUGAGGGGUUAUUACCAAAUAUAACUGUUGAAUGCUUAUGUCGUUGUGGAUUAAUUGUAGAUAGACUGUGCGAAAUAGACCCGGAAUUCGUAUAUUUAACUAAGGCCGAUCAUACAUACAAAUUAUUCAUGAAAAGUUGCCUUGAUUUUCGUUUUCAUAUACUUUCUUUGAUAUGCCAUCAAACAAGCUGGGACACUUUGCUGAUAAAUUUGAAGCUUUUGGUGCGAGAAACGCUACAAAAUAUUGAUCAUAGCACUGCUCUUAAUUUUAUUGAAGCGCUUAUCAAUAAUCCAAAGCUAUGGCAAGGUCGAGACAAAUGUGUAUCAAAAAUCAAUUUUCCUGAAACAAUGUUUUUAUUUAAUGAAUCUCAAUUGUAUACCUUAAUUGGUUUUAUUUUAAAUGAAGCUGACUUGAAUCAAAUGUUAGAAAUAUAUGACUAUAAACUUUGUUCGCGCAUUAAUCUUCUCUUCAGAGUUACUAGCAAAAGACAUAAAUAUAUUUCCAAUUUAAUUGAAUAUGUACUCAGAAUAUCAUGUUCCCAUGCACUGAAACUAAAAAUUAUCCACCAAAUGUAUCUAUUGCACCCUUCUAUUCGAUUCAUGACAAAUAAUUUAAAGGAGCAUGUUACUAAAAUAUCUACUUUAAGAGGCUGUAAGGCUGAUAAAGUGUCAAAUUAUUUAAUUACUUGUCUUGGGAAUCUCUUCCUAAAAAAAGAUUUUGAAACCCUUUCUAGUGAUAUUGAGAUGUUAAUAAGAAAGUUUGCUGCAUCGCAUCCAAUUUUAUUUUUGCGCCAGUUAGGCGUGUUGUCUUCUUUGAUUCAAGGUCGGGCCCAAUUAGGUGUUCGUCUUCUGCGUGAUGAAUACCAUUUCCACCGGUUUAUACAAAUUCUUCGUGCUUUGCAACUACUACAACCUAUGUUAUUUGACGAUUGUUACAAAAUUGAAUUUCAAGCAGCUUUAGAGUGUUAUUUCGCAUUUUUUAAACAUCAUAGCUUUAUAAAAGAAUCUUAUCACAUACUUUUGAAGUUUGUAGAAUUGUUGCAAGCAUAUAUAAAUUCCAAUCCUUCAACUGCGCUUCAAUAUAUGGAAAAAUAUGUGGGAAUUUUAAUGGAACUCUCCGUUAAAUUCAAUUCUAUUACAUCGCUACAACAACUGGUACAGGGUAUAGCUCUCUUGCAGCAAAAGGGUAUUGCAAUUAGCGAAUUAAACGAUGAUGAAAACAAGAAUGACUUUGAAAUAGAGGAGCAUGGAAAUUCCAAUGCAUUUGUUUUACUGGAUCCAGAUUUAUCUGAUACAAACGCCAUUAACCAAUUUGAGAAUAACCUCAGAGGGGGAGUCCAAUUUGCUAUUUCCACACCAUUCCCAAAAUCGCUCACAUUUUCACAGCAUUUUAUGGAUCUUAUAACAGUGAUAAAAAAUUCAAGUACGGAAGAAGCUAUUUUGGGACCUUUGCAAGAAAUCGAAAGUCUUACAUCGAAGCGAUUCUCAUUUUUAAAUGAAAUUUUCGAUCGUUUACUUGAACUUAUAUUUUCUCCUAGUGCGCAGAUACGCUCGAACGCGUUUAUUCUUUUAGUUCGCCACUUGAAACAUAACCCGGGCUGCUCUGACAUAAACCAAUGUACUCUUAACGCAUAUAUUCAAUGUUUGAGAGAUGACAACUCAUCGGUUGCCACUACUGCUGUAGACAACUUAGUUGAAAUGACUUUACUCUUGCAAGAGUAUACAAUUGAAAUACUUUCAAUAGCUUUUACUUUAGGAGUUAAAUCACAAUUAAACACAAGUACUCAAAUUAAAAGAGUUUUACAAACGCUAGUGUUACAGCAUGGAUACUAGAACUAAGUUAUGCAUUAUUAUUGCCAAAAUGUACACACAAAGAAUUCAAUGGAUGAAAACUAAGCACUUUGGUAUCUAGACAAACAAAGCCGUAUAAAGGAAUAAUAAACUACUUAUUAAAUCAA